Messenger RNA from Lagenorhynchus albirostris (white-beaked dolphin), 2824 nucleotides. RefSeq names its product solute carrier family 28 member 2 (gene SLC28A2). The record is from RefSeq and is a predicted model, not a curated record. The coding region runs from base 231 to 2207 and encodes 658 amino acids. Lineage: Eukaryota; Metazoa; Chordata; Mammalia; Artiodactyla; Delphinidae. Gene Ontology annotation, biological process: retina homeostasis; nucleoside transmembrane transport. Gene Ontology annotation, molecular function: purine nucleoside transmembrane transporter activity; nucleoside:sodium symporter activity. Gene Ontology annotation, cellular component: membrane. The transcript has 19 exons.
CUUCUGCAAGAGCAUGUUGCAGUAGGGGUGUGGGGAAAGGGCUCUUAAGUCUCAUCUGGAGGGAAUCAUGGAAAGCUUCAUUGAAGAGUAUCCUUGCAACAGAGACUUGAAGGUGGUGUGGGAAUUUUCCAGCCCAUCCCUUCAGAGUCAAGGUCUUGUGGAGCUGAGUUUUUCUUUCUGUCCUUCACUGAGGCACCAGAAGGAAUCCUGCAAACUGGAGAGAGCAGGAGAUGGAGAAAACAAAUGGAAGAGAGGGCAUUGCUCUGUCCACAGUGGAGAUUGGCAUAGAGAACCCAGGGCUGGAGCUCACGGAAGAAGGAAUAAAUCCUGAGGGAACCAGGAAGACUGAAGAGCGAGGACACAGCCUUGGGGAUGGAUUGGAACCCCUAACUCAACAGAGGAGGAACCUACAGCCUUUCACCAGGGCAAGAAGUUUCUGUAAGACACAUGCUGCCUUGUUCAAGAAGGUCCUGCUGAGCCUGUUGUGUUUGGCUUAUGCUGCCUACUUCCUGGCAGCUUGCAUCUUGAAUUUCCAUAGGGCACUGGCCUUGUUCGUCCUCACCUGUUUGGUGCUUUUAGUCCUGGUUCACCGCUUUCUGAAAAGGUUCUUUGGUGAAAAAUUAACGAGAUGUCUGAAGCCCCUUGAAAACUCAUGCCUGAAGCUUUGGAUGAAACGUGUGUUCGCGGGAGUCUCCUUGGUUGGCCUUAUCCUGUGGCUGGCUCUAGACACAGCCCAAAGGCCAGAGCAGCUGACCUCCUUCGCAGGAAUCUGCAUGUUCACCCUCAUCCUCUUUGCCUGCUCCAAACACCACAGUGCAGUGUCCUGGAGGGCAGUGCUUUGGGGCCUAGGUCUUCAGUUUGUCUUUGGGAUCUUGGUCAUCAGAACUGAUCCUGGAUUUAAUGCAUUUCAAUGGCUGGGAAACCAGAUUCAGAUUUUUCUCAACUAUACUGUGGCUGGCUCCAGUUUUGUUUUUGGGGAUAUGCUGGUCAAGGAUAUCUUCGCUUUUCAGGCCUUACCGAUCAUCCUUUUCUUUGGAUGUGUGAUGUCCAUUCUUUACUACCUGGGCUUUGUGCAGUGGGUAGUUCAGAAGAUUGCCUGGUUUUUGCAAAUCACCAUGGGCACCACUGCCGCAGAGACCCUGGCUGUGGCAGGAAACAUCUUUGUGGGUAUGACAGAGGCACCUCUGCUCAUCCGUCCAUACCUUGCAGACAUGACGCUUUCAGAAGUCCAUGCAGUGAUGACUGGAGGGUUUGCCACCAUCUCAGGCACUGUCUUGGGAGCCUUCAUAUCCUUUGGGAUUGACACGUCAUCCUUGAUUUCUGCCUCUGUGAUGGCUGCCCCUUCUGCUCUUGCUUUGUCAAAGCUGGUAUAUCCAGAAGUGGAGGAGUCCAAGUUCAAGAAUAAGGAGGGGGUAAAAUUGCCCCGUGGGAAGGAGAAGAAUGUUCUGGAAGCUGCCAGCAAUGGAGCCACAGAUGCCAUAGGCCUUGCUGCUAAUGUAGCAGCCAACCUGAUUGCUUUUUUGGCCGUGUUGGCCUUCAUCAAUGCUGCCCUCUCCUGGCUAGGGGAACUGGUAGACAUACAGGGACUCACUUUUCAGGUCAUCUGUUCCUAUAUGCUAAGGCCCAUGGUUUUCAUGAUGGGUGUCGAGUGGGCAGACUGUCCGAUGGUGGCUGAGAUGGUGGGGAUCAAGUUCUUCACAAAUGAGUUUGUGGCCUAUCAGCAACUGUCUCAGUACAAAAACAAACGUCUCUCUGGAGUAGAAGAGUGGAUUGGAGGCGAGAAACAGUGGAUUUCUGUGAGAGCCGAAAUCAUUACAACAUUUUCACUCUGUGGAUUUGCCAAUCUUAGUUCCAUAGGAAUCACACUGGGAGGCUUGACAUCAAUGGUGCCCCACCGGAAGAGUGACUUGUCCAAGGUUGUGGUCAGUGCCCUCUUCACAGGGGCCUGUGUAUCCCUUAUCAGCGCUUGUGUGGCAGGAAUCCUCUAUGUCCCCAGGGGAGCUGAAACUGACUGUGUCUCCUUCCUAAACACAAGUUUCACCAAUCGAACCUAUGAGACCUAUGUGUGCUGCAGAGAGCUCUUUCGGAGUACCUCUCUGAAUGGCACCAACCCUCCUUCUUUUCCUGGUCCCUGGGAAGAUAAAGAGUUCAGUGCCAUAGCCCUUGCUAAAUGCUGUGACCUCUACACCAAUGCUGUCUGUGCCUAAAGCUGGUGCAUUUCCGUAACAAUCCUGAUCUGGAUGGCUUUUUGAUGGCAAAGUUAUUUUCGUACUCAGAGUUCUCAUUGUACAGCUAAUUCACCUUGAUCUUGAAUAGUAAAUGUAAAAUAUUCAUUUUGGCUCACUGUAUGUCAGUAAUGAAAAUUAGCACUCGUUUUUCCAUUAUUUGGCUGAACCAAAUGAGAAAUUCCUUAUGGGCUCUGUCUGAGCUUAGAGUUGAAAUAAGAAAUGUUACGAUGUCAAAAACUGUCUUUCAAACCUUGCUUCUAGUUGCCAUCAAUUAUGUGAUGUGUGCCAGAACUCUUCUGUAUAUGUUUUGGUAAAACAAAUAUGGGAGGCAGGCACAGUCUGCCUUGGAGUUUGAUGAGUGUCAUUCCUCUCUGCCCCUUACUGAAAGAAGUUGUAUGCAGGCAAGUUAUUCAAAAUCUUGUACCAGUUUUCUUAUCGUAAAGUGGGAGGAAUGAUGUUUGCCCUGUUCACUUCAAGAUUAUAAUAAUCAAAGCAGUGUGUGGAAGUUCUUGGAAGACGUAAAAAGUGUUUCAUAACUCUGUCCUAAAGAUGCUACCAGAAAACUACUAGAGCUAAUCAAUGAAUUUGGUAAAGUA